GCCUUGACUGACAGAACGACAGAUCAGUCUGCAGUACCUGUGUGAUAGUGGAAUUGAAUCUAGUCAAUAGAUUAUGUGUGUCUUGUAGCCUAGAUUAGAUUAUGCAUAAGCAAAAGGUUGUACAAAACAAAGCGAUCUACUGAAUCCUGGCAAAUCUGGUGCUAUGAAGUAGGCUACAACGUAUUUGUUAUCGUUGCCUAGGAUAACGUUAGCUAGUUGUACAUACAGACUGGAUAUUCGGAAGUGUUUUGGAGAACCUUAACUAUAUACGGAAAUGCGAUUUCAUUGAGGAGGGAAACGUUAAUAACGGAUCACGCUGGGUUUCGUCUGAUCACAACAUGGGUCUUCCGUUGGCGCUUGACUGGCUCGCUACUUGCCUGUGGUUGACUGUUCAAUGUGUGGGUUCCUCGCCGCCUAACCUGAUCCUGCUGUUCGCGGAUGACUUGGGCUUUGGGGACCUGGGCUCCUACGGACACCCGAGUUCCCUGACGCCAAACUUGGACAAACUGGCGGCUCAAGGACUACGAUUCACAGACUUUUAUGUGACCAGCCCCGUCUGCAGCCCGUCAAGGGCCUCCAUUCUGACGGGACGCUACCAGACUCGCUCAGGGAUCUACCCUGGGGUUCUGUACCCCGGCUCCAGAGGGGGGCUCCCCCUGAACGAGACCACCAUCGCAGAGGUGCUGAAGCCCCUGGGGUACAACACCGCAAUGAUGGGCAAGUGGCACCUGGGGGUGGGCCCCAAUGGCACCUACCUGCCCACGCGCCAAGGCUUCGACUCUUACCUGGGCAUCCCCUACUCCCAUGACAUGGGUCCCUGUCACAACCUGACCUGCUUCCCUCCUGAUGUGAAGUGUUUUGGUUACUGUGACCGUGGCGUGGUGACGGUUCCUCUGAUGCACAACGAGGUCAUCAUACAGCAGCCAACUGACUUCCUGGAGCUGGAGACGGCCUAUAGCAAAUUUGCUACUCAUUUCAUCAGGGACUCGGCCAAUAAGAAGCAGCCAUUUUUCCUCUACUACCCCUCUCAUCAUACCCACUACCCCCAGUAUGCGGGGGUGGGGGCCGCUGGGCAGUCCCUCAGAGGGCCCUUUGGAGACGCUCUGCUGGAGCUGGACUCUACAGUGGGACACAUCGUACACACACUCAAGGACACGGGCCUCAUCAACAACACACUCAUCUUCUUCACCGCAGACAACGGGCCAGAGUUAAUGCGUAGGUCUCACGGCGGUAACGCUGGCCUCAUGAAGUGUGGCAAAGGCACCACCUACGAGGGCGGCAUGAGAGAGCCGGGCAUCGCCUACUGGCACGGGCGCAUCGCACCAGGGGUCACUCAUGAGCUGGCCAGCUCUCUGGACAUCCUGCCCACCUUCGCUGCCUUGGCAGGGGCUCCUCUACCCAAGGUGGCCCUGGAUGGCUUUGACAUGAGGAGGAUCCUGUUCCAUGGCGGCCCAAGCCGGAGGAAGGCCAUGUUUUAUUACCCAACAGACCCCAGCGAGAAGUACGGCGUGUUUGCAGUGAGGUCGGGCAAGUACAAAGCUCAUUACUACACAAGAGGGGCAACGCACAGCGACACGACCCCCGACCAGGACUGCCACGUCACCUCCUUCCUGAAGCAGCACGACCCCCCGCUGCUCUUUGACCUGGAGGCCGACCCCUCGGAGACCUACAGCCUGGCGGCAGACGGACACCCGGAGGUGGCCGCGGUGCUCCAGAGGAUGCAGCAGCUCAGGGAUGACUUCCAGGCCGGCAUGGAGUUUGGGGAGAGCCAGAUGGAGAGGGGCACUGACCCUGCACUGGAGCCCUGCUGCAGGCCCACCUGCUCCCCCAAACCAGACUGCUGCCGCUGCUGACGCAGGGGGGGGGGGGA
This is a messenger RNA of Clupea harengus (Atlantic herring), 1870 nucleotides long. RefSeq names its product arylsulfatase A (gene arsa). NCBI's taxonomy places the organism in Eukaryota, Metazoa, Chordata, Actinopteri, Clupeiformes, Clupeidae. Gene Ontology annotation, molecular function: arylsulfatase activity. The record is from RefSeq and is a predicted model, not a curated record.